Rasamsonia emersonii CBS 393.64 is the source of this 1614-nucleotide messenger RNA. Its product is annotated as Thiamine pyrophosphate enzyme. Gene Ontology annotation, molecular function: magnesium ion binding; flavin adenine dinucleotide binding; acetolactate synthase activity. NCBI's taxonomy places the organism in Eukaryota, Fungi, Ascomycota, Eurotiomycetes, Eurotiales, Trichocomaceae. The transcript has a single exon. Bases 1 to 1614 code for a protein of 537 amino acids. Gene Ontology annotation, biological process: L-valine biosynthetic process. The record is from RefSeq and is a predicted model, not a curated record. Gene Ontology annotation, cellular component: mitochondrion; acetolactate synthase complex.
AUGGCCGAUGGUUAUGCUCGCCUUACUGGGAAGCCGCAGUGUGUCAUCGUCCACGUCGAUGUCGGAACGCAGGGUCUCGCUGCGGCCGUCCACAAUGCCUCCUGCGGACGCGCUCCCGUCUUGAUCUUCGCCGGCCUCUCUCCCUUCACUCUCGAGGGGGAGAUGCGGGGUUCGCGAACGGAAUAUAUCCACUGGAUCCAGGAUGUUCCAGACCAGAAGCAGAUCGUGUCGCAGUACUGUCGCUACACGGCGGAAAUCAAAUCCGGGAAGAAUAUCAAGCAGGUCGUGAACCGGGCCCUGCAAUGGGCGACCAGCGAUCCAAAGGGCCCCGUGUAUCUGGUCGGGGCCAGAGAAGUGAUGGAGGAAGAGAUUGAACCCUACAAGCUCGACCAGAGGCAAUGGGUGCCCAUCUCACCUGCGGCGCUGCCCCCAGAUGCGGUAGAAAUGAUUGCAUCCGAGCUGGUCGCCGCCAAGGAACCUCUCGCGAUUGUGGGCUACAACGGACGAGCGGCGAGUUCGGUGAAAGAGCUGGUCACCCUGGCUGACACGGUCAAGGGCCUGCGUGUUCUGGACACUGCGGGAAGUGACAUGAGCUUCCCUGCGGAUCAUCCUGGUUGGAUAGGCAUGCGCUUUGGCAAUCACGACGCCAUCCGGACUGCGGAUUUCAUCUUGGUUGUCGACUGCGACGUGCCAUGGAUUCCAACCCAGUGCAAGCCAUCGGAUUCGGCCAAGAUCGUCCACAUUGACGUGGAUCCGUUGAAGCAGCAGAUUCCCAUGUUCUAUAUUCCUUCCAUUGCCACCUUCAAAGCCGACUCCACGACCGCUUUCAGACAAUUGAACCAGUACAUCUCUUCGAACACGACCUUGUCGCAGGCGGUCAAUAGCGACGAGUUCGCCGCUCGCCGCAAACGCCUCGAGGAAGAACACAAGCAACGACUGCAAUCGAUUGCGGAGCUUGCUGCUGUCCCCUCCGGCGGUGACAAUGCCUACCUGAACGUUUCUUACCUCACUGCGCAACUGCGAAAGGCAUGUCCUCCGGAUACAAUCUGGGCGAUUGAGGCGGUUACCCUCACGUCCUUCGUUGCGGAUCAGCUUCAAUGCAGCAUCCCCAAUUCCUGGAUUAACUGCGGGGGUGGAGGUCUGGGUUGGUCUGGUGGCGGCGCGCUGGGCAUUAAGCUUGCGACAGAUGCUCAACACGGAGGCAAGGGCAAGGGCAAAUUCGUUUGCCAGAUCGUGGGUGACGGAACCUACCUGUUUUCCGUCCCCAGCUCGGUCUACUGGAUUUCUCGGCGCUACAACAUCCCCAUUCUGACGAUUGUUCUCAACAACAAGGGCUGGAACGCUCCCCGGAGGAGCAUGCUGCUUGUUCACCCGGACGGCGACGGGUCUCGCGCGACCAACGAGGAACUUAACAUCUCUUUUGCUCCUACGCCGGAUUACCCUGGUAUUGCUAAGGCCGCUGCCGGUGGAGAGUUGUGGGCUGGCCGAGCCAGCACGGUGGCAGAGCUUGCCGACGCGCUGCCAAAGGCUGUGGAGAGCGUUCUCAAUGGCAAGACGGCCGUUCUGGAAGCGCAGCUGGACGGGACAGAGGGGAAAUAUACUGAGAAGAAGUGA